AUGUAUGGCUGCCCCAAUGUGGCCCCUGGACCAAUAACCUCACCUUGUGCCUUUUUCUUCAACUAUACUAUUUUCAGAAUGAAUUGCAUCGUCCUGAUAGCUUUGGUAGGACUCAGCCAACAGUACAAAAUGGAGAGAGCUGGAUAUUCUGGCGUGAACAAUGCUGAACAAGUGCAACAGACGGCAGCAAGAUCGCCAAGGAACAACCCGGUCGAUUACACCGCGGUUGGCCCAAACGUGCCGCCCAAGAUGGCAGGACCAGCGUCUUAUCAAGCCAGACCCCCUCCAGCUCAGGUGGCACCUGCUGUCACUCGGACCGGACCGGCUCCUGCUCGAACCGGGCCGGCUCCAGGUCCGGCGGGCAACUCUGGCGGUAACACCUCCCCGACUACAUACAAGAACAUGAGACCUUUCACGUUUCCAAGAGGCACUUAUUUGCCAAGUGAAUCUGAAAAGGGAAGCGUGCUCGCUAGCGCUGCAGGUACAUCAGGCGUGGAUCAGAGUGGCGUCAAUAUAGCUGCCAUUCUGAUCCCCAACACCAAUCCGUCUUCCAACGGAGCUAUACAGGGACAUAUGCGUGGACGACCAGUCGAUAAAGCAACUCUUUCACGGCUCACCAAUGGCCAGAGUACCGGUGACAACGAUGGUGAAGACCAACUUGGUGCGAUCUUCAUCGUUGAUUUUAACGAAUUCAUGCAAGAUGCUUCCUCACAGAGAAGAGGGUUCUCUCCGGAUGGAGCGAAUCAAGCAGCAGCAAGUGAUUCAGCUCCUCAACUAUCUGGAAGCUAUUCAGCUAUCCUCAUCCCUAAUCUUGGAGGAAAUGGCAGAAGGAGGCACAGGAAG
This is a messenger RNA of Cooperia oncophora, 843 nucleotides long. NCBI's taxonomy places the organism in Eukaryota, Metazoa, Nematoda, Chromadorea, Rhabditida, Trichostrongylidae. The record is from the annotation of a GenBank genome assembly.